Molecule: messenger RNA, 2526 nt
Organism: Sphaerulina musiva SO2202
Lineage: Eukaryota; Fungi; Ascomycota; Dothideomycetes; Mycosphaerellales; Mycosphaerellaceae
Product: voltage-gated potassium channel
Exons: 4
Coding region: 125-2323 (732 amino acids)
Biological process (GO): stabilization of membrane potential; potassium ion transmembrane transport
Cellular component (GO): membrane
Molecular function (GO): potassium ion leak channel activity
Source: RefSeq, a predicted model, not a curated record
CGCUUCCGUAUCUUACAUGUAAUCUUCUUGUCUUGCCGGUUGACGAUGCAAACAAUGCAAUACGAACACAUCGCCAUCGCUUGCUGCACGCACCCCCGAGGCGCGCCCGGCUGACGCGACGACAAUGACUACCAUAGAUCCAGGCAUGGAAGAGACCGCGCAGCAAGUAGUAGAUGAUGACACAGAAACACGGCCGAGCAAGGCCCAAGCGGUCCAGGAUGAGGAGGAACCUGAGCCUGUGAACAGGUGGUGGUUCGCUUCGACUGCAUGUCCGCUGCUCGCGGCGACGUUUGGACCCAUAGCCAAUGGUUUCAGUGUCGGCGCUUUGGUAUACUCGUGGCGAGUAUACUUACCCGGCGACACUUUGGAAGCAGAGGGCAUAGCACUCCCUGACCCGCACUGGUUGCUGGCUGUCAAUGCUGUCUCACUGGCCUGCGCGCUCGUGGGAAAUGCCGCCCUUCUCCUCAACAUGGCCAAGCGUGUCAAGUUCUCAGUCGCUCAGCCCAUCACCGUCACUGGCUUCCUGCUGGCAGGAGUGUUGCUCAUUGCAGAUAUGGCUGCUCUCGCCUCGAGUCCGACGUACUUCAUUACCGAUCCGCGCGCCCAGCCAGCUUCGAGCCAUGCUCUCACCGAUGCUUUCUACUAUGCCAUGUUCGCUGCUGCCUUAUACAUCAUCGUGGGCCUACUCAUGGCUCUCACGAUAUACGGUGCUACCCAUGGCUACUACUCAAAGGAGUUUCAUCUCACCAACCCCCAGAGAACUUUGAUGGCGCAGACUAUGUCCUUCGUCGUGUACUUGCUUCUCGGAGCACUGGUGUUUAGCCAUAUCGAAGGUUGGCGAUACCUCGACGCGGUGUACUGGGCAGAUGUUACGCUCUUGACCGUUGGAUUAGGUGACUAUAGCCCAAAGUCCCGUCUGGGACGAGGUCUGCUCUGGCCUUUUGCUAUCGGAGGUAUCCUCAUGCUUGGUCUGGUGAUUGGCAGCAUUCGCAGCCUAGUCUUGGAACGAGGCGCGCAGAAAAUGGGAGCUCAAAUCACGGAAAACAUGCGCGCCAACGCCAUCAAUGGAGUAGAUCAGCAAAAUCAGACGAUCAAGGUUUCCUGGUUUGCAAAAGUAGACUUUCGCCUGUCUCCCGAUAUGAGUCCUGCGCAGAGGCGUGAGGCCGAAUUCAAUGUGAUGCGCAAGGUCCAGGCUGCGGCUGAACGCGAUCGAAGGUACUUUCAACUCGUCACAAGUAUGUCUUCUGUCGCACUUCUGUGGCUCGUCGGCGCGCUUGUCUUCGAACAUUCAGAGAAUGAGCAAGGAUGGACAUACUUCCAAUCAGUAUAUUUCUCCUUCGUAUCGCUGGCGACAAUCGGAUAUGGCGAUUUGACACCGGCCUCGAAUUCCGGAAAGGCUUUCUUCGUCUUUUGGUCCUUGCUGGCCGUGCCUGCUCUGACAAUCCUCAUUUCGCACAUGGGCGAUACCCUAUUUCAAACCUUUUCUGACAUGACAAAUUGGAUCUUCAAGCAUGUCUUGCCGCAGAAGAAUUUGCGAGAUUCCGCCCAGGCGACGCUGGAGAAAGCCAAGGAUCAGCUCCACAACUUUGGGAAAACGAGUCGUGAAGAGCAUAUGACUGCAGAUGAGCAUUGCAGGCAUGUUGUGCGUACGUUUUCCGAGCGAUUGGAAGCUCACAUUGACGAAGACGAGCUGAAGGAGCUCAGUGAAGCCAACCAGGAAGGACUGGGCGAUCUGCUUCAGCGAGACAUUCACUUCUACCACUUCGUCCUGGCCAGAGAACUCAAACGAGUGCAAGGCGACAUGAUGUCUGGCACAACACCCAAGCAGUAUUCUUGGCAUGAGUGGGAGUUCUUUCUCCUGCUCAUGGGCAAUGGCGCCGAUCAGGACGGGAAAAUGUUCCCCAGCCAGCGGAUUGCAGACGUCCUAGCACCGGCGGCCUUGCAAUACUCGGCCUCGCCAUUUAAAGCGGGCGGUGCUUUUAAUAUGGCAACCCGAGAAAAUGCCGAUGGCACUCCUCAAGGCCAUGCAUAUGAGAAACCUGAGACAGACGGCCUUGUAGACCGGGAAACCCAACGACAGCACAAAUGGAACACAGCACCACACAAGCGAGGUUUGAUGCGCAAGAGACCCACUGCCGAUCCAUUUGGCGAGUGGUCAUGGCUAGAUGAGGCAUCUCCUCUGAUGAGCUCGAAGUCUGAGAGCCAAUGGAUCGCGGAGAAGCUCUCUGCGGCUCUGGUGCGUGAGCUCGACAGAUCGAGAAGGGGGUCCCCAAGAGAGCCGCCCAUUGGCAUGAGGCAUAUCCGCAAAGGUCAGGACGGAUAAGACUGUACGUGAAGCUGGUACUACAGUUUCACCAUCUCCGGCCAUGACCAUGACCUCAUGCUCGAGGCUUGACGAUAGAUUUCCACUAUACGCAUCCGAUGGCAUCGUUUUUGCAUGGUUGUGCUAUGCUCAGCACAGGUUCACGUUAGCAAUACUAGAAUGGUCAAGCCACAUUUCAGCGAUCAUGUAUCGCUUGCACUGGC